UUCUCUUUCUCUUUUGUGCUUAUUUUCAUCCUCACUUCUGUUCUUUCCCAUUUCAACAAAGGAAAAAGGUUAACACAAUGGCCGGAACUAGCCAUGAACAACGUGUCUUGAGCUACCUUUAUGAGCAGGGUAUUCUGGAUCAUAAUUUUGAGAAUGUCAGAAGAUCUGAAGCUCAAGGGAAUCCUAGGGUUUUUACUGACGUGGUCAUUAAGUUCAUGAAAGAAGUUGAUGUUAUCAUGGAAGAAACAAUCGAGCUCGUGAAUGAACCCGAACUGAACUAUGAGACUUUAAGUACCCAUCUUCAUCAGCUCCAAGGGAGAAGUGCGAGCAUUGGUGGUUGUCGGAUGGCUGCAGCUUGUCGUAACUCUCGACAAGCUAUCAAUGCCCGGGACAAGGCAAGGUGUCUAGAAACUGUUGAACAGGUUAAACAAGAAUACCAUACUCUCCGUAGCGCCUUCAAAUAUAUUGUGGGGGUAGCAAGAUAUAUCCUGGCACAGGAGGUGCCUAACAUGCCCAAUGAGAAUCAGGGGAAUGGCGCAUAGAGAUGUGCUUGAAAUGGAAUGAGGGACAUGGCUAUAUCAAUAAAGGGAAUUAAUUAAAGCUAUGGUUAUUUGAAUAAAUUAAGGAGAUGGAAUUUGUUUGAGUAUAUCUUUGUUUUGUCUUUGUGUUUGUGUCUGAACAUCAUUAGUGCUUUUGUUGCACAAUGUGUUUGAAGCUCUUAUCAAGUAUGCAGGCUCCUUCAAUAGAAGGACUUUCAAGUACUAUUUACCUGUGUUGAGAUGCCAUAUAUUAUAAGUCAAGAAAUUUAGAUUUAAA
Molecule: messenger RNA, 816 nt
Organism: Mangifera indica (mango)
Lineage: Eukaryota; Viridiplantae; Streptophyta; Magnoliopsida; Sapindales; Anacardiaceae
Product: histidine-containing phosphotransfer protein 5-like
Exons: 6
Coding region: 78-542 (154 amino acids)
Biological process (GO): cytokinin-activated signaling pathway; phosphorelay signal transduction system; phosphorylation
Cellular component (GO): nucleus; cytoplasm
Molecular function (GO): histidine phosphotransfer kinase activity; protein histidine kinase binding
Source: RefSeq, a predicted model, not a curated record